This is a messenger RNA of Penicillium alfredii, 1251 nucleotides long. RefSeq names its product lipase family protein. Gene Ontology annotation, biological process: lipid metabolic process. The record is from RefSeq and is a predicted model, not a curated record. The transcript has 2 exons. Bases 1 to 1251 code for a protein of 416 amino acids. Lineage: Eukaryota; Fungi; Ascomycota; Eurotiomycetes; Eurotiales; Aspergillaceae.
AUGGCGAGUCUUCUCGCCUUUCUUUGUAUUUUUGGGUUUAGUUUUUGGACAUCUACUAAUGCAUGGGAUGAAAGCAAGUGGACAGUGUCAAACGAACUCUUCGACUCGCUCGAGGAACUGGCACGGCUGGUUGACAUCUCCUACUGUGUCGGUACUACCGGGAUUCAAAAGCCCUUCCAGUGUCUCAGCCACUGUGCCGAAUUUCCAGAUUUGGAGCUGGUGACAACCUGGAAUACUGGAGUUCUUCUAUCCGACUCGUGUGGCUAUGUCGCCCUCUCUCACCCACCCUCUCCGAAACGCAUCCUCGUCGCAUUCCGUGGCACCUACUCUCUUACAAACACAAUCAUCGACCUCUUGGCCUACCCGCAGUCAUACGUGCCCUACCCCGGCGACAGCCAUGACCAGAGGAAUGGGACCAAGCUCCCCUCAGCGCCGCGAUGCGAAAACUGCACAGUGCAUGCCGGGUUCAUGACGUCCUGGCUCAACACUCGCUCCGUAGUGCUAUCGUCUGUAUCAGCGGCGCGGGAGAAGUUCCCCGAUUACGAAGUCACUCUCGUGGGUCACUCGCUCGGGGGCGCUGUCGCAGCGCUGGCUGGUCUCGAAAUGCGCCUGAAGGGCUGGGAUCCGCAGGUGACGUCAUUUGGAGAGCCGAUGGUCGGAAAUGGGGCUUUUGUCCAAUUUCUCAAUCAGCACUUCCAGCUCUCCUCAAAACACAGCAAAGCAACCAGUGACUCACCGCGCGACAAACAUCUACGUUUCCGCCGUGUCACUCACGUUGGUGACCCGGUGCCUCUGCUUCCGCUUCAGGAAUGGGACUACGAGGCGCAUGCUGGCGAAAUCUUUAUCUCUAAACAGGACCUACCUCCCUCCAUUGAAGAUCUCCAGCCGUGCGUCGGGAAUUGUGACCCGCGCUGCAUUGCUGGGCCAGAGACCACUGACCUUCUCCGAACCCUAAAGAUGGACCCGAGUAUUCACAGGCCUGUUAGCGUCUCCAGCUGUCCACCCAGCCAAGAUGACGUGGACCUUGAAACGGCAGACCAAGCCAAACAAGUCAUCUUAGGGCAGCGGACGAGUCGCGGUCGAAGCAGCCCUGCAGACUGCGACCGAAACCAGGCCAACGGCCUGUUGCAUUCUAUCCACUGGGACUGGUCUAUUCCCGCGCGAUAUCGAAUCUGGCAGCUCUUCUGUGCCCACCGCGACUACUUCUGGCGGAUUGGUCUGUGUAUUCCGGGCGGGGAUCCGACUGGAUGA